AUGUCUUCUACACCAUCUUCUCGUCGAAGAGGGCACUCGUCACGGAAGUCUCAAUCUUCGACUCCUACGCAACAGCCGCAAACAACCCCAAGAAGCACACGUCAAGCGCCUCAUGGCAGCGCUGUGCCAUCUUCCUCCCCUUUAUUCUUUCAAUCAUCACCUGUGCGACAGCCGCCAGCACCUCCUUCACAACUGGCAAAUGAUGGCAUGAUUAUUAGCUCUCCUCCGAGAAAUUCCUCUGAUGCUGGUGAUCGUGAAGGAACACCUCGAGCAGCGAUACGCCCCAUUGAUGAAUCAUCGCCAGUCCGAUAUGACCCCAGCUCGAGCCCAAUUCGAAAUGUCAAUCGCAUCGAAUCCGAUAUUCCAAGCAGCAGUAGCGGGCUUUUCGUGCGUCAAGAUGGGCCAAAUCGCCUGGAUUCGAGAAGAGGUGAUAUCCACUCAGAUACUUUUGAUGGACCAUCCGCGCGACGUCGACGAAUUUUAGUUGGAGAAAAUGGCAUGCCGGUGCGAGAAGACGAGGAUCCCGCAUCUGAAGCCACCUUUACCAACCUCCAUCCUGACACCUCUGAAGCCAACGCACUUGGCGGGAAUUCUUCGAGAGUCAUAUGGGGAUCUAAUAUCUCCAUAAUCGAUUCAACUGCCGCUUUCAAGAGCUUUCUCCACGGAUAUACCAAGAAAUAUCGCAUGUGGGCCGACGGAUACACGGAGGAGGAGACUCAGAAUCUCGAAGUCGCUCAAGAACGAGAAUAUGUGGACAUGAUGCUUAGCAUGCUUCAUACUGGAAUUGAGCAGCUGAACCUUGAUGCGCGGAAUCUCAAGGCCUACCCUGCUACGAACAAACUGUGGCAUCAAAUGCAGGCUUAUCCUCAAGAAAUCGUCCCCUUGAUGGAUCAGACACUUCGCACUGUAAUGAUUGAACUCGCUCAGACUCAAAUGCGCGAACAACAGCGAACACACGUGGCAACCGCUUCACGCGCCAGGGAUGCAAGCUCCGGGCCGCUUUUGCCUCAAUCUGAAUUAAGUAGCGCCUUGACUCCAGGUGCGACCGCGGGCAACGUUACAGACGACAGGACAGACCUCAUCACUCAAGCUCAAGAACACCGUUGGAAAGUCACGAUCUUCGGGCUAGAUCAAGCCAUAAACAUGCGAGACCUGGAUCCCGCUGACCUUGAUAGGCUUGUGUGCAUCAAAGGUCUUGUCAUAAGAACCACUCCAGUAAUUCCCGAUAUGAAGGAGGCUUUCUUCAAAUGUACUGUUUGCAACCAAAGCUUGCUGGUUGCGAUCGAUCGAGGCAAAAUCGCAGAGCCGACAGAAUGUCCCCGGCAAGCUUGCAAAUCGAGGGACAGCAUGGAAAUCAUUCACAAUCGUUGCAUUUUCGCAGAUAAACAAGUCAUAAAGCUACAAGAAACACCCGACUCUGUCCCAGAUGGACAGACGCCUCAUAGCGUGUCCUUGUGCUGCUAUGACGAAAUUGUGGACAUUUGUAAAGCUGGUGACAGGAUUGAGGUGACUGGCAUCUUCAGAAGCAAUGCUGUUCGAGUCAAUCCACGUCAGCGUACCAUUAAAGCGCUUUUCAAAACUUACAUCGACGUUUUGCAUAUCCAAAAAGUAGACAAGCGAAAAGUUGGCAUCGACACCUCGACUGUUGAGCAAGAACUAGCUGAACAAGUUGCAAGCGCUCCAGAGCAGGUGAGAAAAUAUACAGCAGAAGAAGAAGCGAAGAUCAAAGACACAGCUGCUCGUGAGGACAUCUACGACCUCCUUUCAAGAAGUCUCGCUCCUAGCAUCCACGAGCUCGAUGAUGUGAAGAAGGGUAUCCUUCUGCAACUGUUUGGAGGCACAAACAAAUCGUUUGAGAAGGGUGGAAGUCCUAAAUACAGAGGAGAUAUCAAUGUCUUACUCUGCGGCGAUCCUUCUACCGCCAAAUCACAGCUUUUGCAGUAUGUGCACAAGAUCGCACCGAGAGGUGUAUACACUUCUGGGAAAGGGUCGUCUGCUGUUGGUCUUACAGCGUAUGUGACUCGUGAUCCUGAGUCCAAGCAGCUUGUCCUUGAAUCUGGAGCCCUCGUCCUUUCUGAUGGAGGAGUCUGUUGUAUCGACGAGUUUGACAAGAUGAAUGAGUCGACUCGGUCGGUCCUUCACGAAGUCAUGGAACAGCAGACCGUCUCAAUUGCGAAAGCGGGUAUCAUCACCACCCUCAACGCCAGAACAAGUCUUCUCGCCUCCGCAAAUCCCAUUGGAAGCAAGUACAAUCCGAAUCUACCCAUUCCACAGAACAUCGACCUACCACCCACUCUUCUGUCGCGAUUUGACCUUGUCUAUCUUGUGCUGGACAACAUUGACGAAGUUAACGAUCGAAGACUCGCAAAGCAUCUAGUUGGCAUGUAUCUCGAAGACACUCCAGAAAAUGCAACAAGAGAGGAAGUCCUUCCAGUUGAAUUCCUGACAUCUUACAUCUCAUACGCACGCACCAAUAUUCAUCCUGCGCUCACACCUCCAGCCGCAAAAGCACUCACCACAGCCUAUGUCCAAAUGCGCUCUCUUGGGAACUCAAUUCAAGCUUCCGACCGCCGCAUCACAGCAACAACUCGUCAACUCGAGUCAAUGAUCCGCCUGAGUGAAGCACACGCAAAGAUGCGCCUCUCGGCCACGGUCGACGAGUCCGAUGUCGACGAGGCCGUCCGCUUGAUCAAAUCAGCCAUCAAAGCCUCUGCCACUGACGCGAGAACCGGGCUCAUUGACAUGGGCUUACUCUCCGAGGGUGGCAGCGCAGCAGACCGUCGCCGCAAAGAAGACCUCAAGCGCGCCGUGCUCGCCGCCAUCGAUGAGGAUGCUGCUGUCAGAUCUGGCAAUGCCGUCAGAUACGCAGACCUGUACCGCCGCGUCGCCGAUGGAAGCUCUCUGGAGAUCGAGGGCGCCGAGUUCCAAGAUGCUCUUAGAGCUCUUGAGCAGGAAGGUAAAGUCCAGGUUGUGGGCGAUGGUGCUAGACGCAAUGUCAGACGGAUCACUGGUAUUUGA
Molecule: messenger RNA, 3018 nt
Organism: Exophiala aquamarina CBS 119918
Lineage: Eukaryota; Fungi; Ascomycota; Eurotiomycetes; Chaetothyriales; Herpotrichiellaceae
Product: minichromosome maintenance protein 4 (cell division control protein 54)
Exons: 3
Coding region: 1-3018 (1005 amino acids)
Biological process (GO): mitotic DNA replication initiation; DNA replication; DNA strand elongation involved in DNA replication
Cellular component (GO): MCM complex; nucleus
Molecular function (GO): single-stranded DNA helicase activity; ATP binding; single-stranded DNA binding
Source: RefSeq, a predicted model, not a curated record